Molecule: messenger RNA, 6511 nt
Organism: Exaiptasia diaphana
Lineage: Eukaryota; Metazoa; Cnidaria; Anthozoa; Actiniaria; Aiptasiidae
Product: adenylate cyclase type 5
Exons: 23
Coding region: 363-3812 (1149 amino acids)
Biological process (GO): intracellular signal transduction; cAMP biosynthetic process; adenylate cyclase-activating G protein-coupled receptor signaling pathway
Cellular component (GO): plasma membrane
Molecular function (GO): adenylate cyclase activity
Source: RefSeq, a predicted model, not a curated record
UGCAAGAUGUCUGCCAUUUCGUUUAACGCUACCUCGCUUAGUUGUUCGUAAAUCCGACUUUUGUCUCGCAACAAAACCAUGCCCCAGAGGAAGGAUUGAAGAAGGAUUUACYUCCAGUGCGAUGGCUKUAGCUAAAGAACAGUAGGAAAAGGARCAAUAGGAGAAAAAGGCAGYGAACGAAGUCGCUAAAAAWKUUUGGGCCGGGCUGCCUAUUUAUUAUUUGCUUUAGCCGUUGCUACGGCUAUAUAUAAUUUGUGACAGUUCGUAUACAAAGGAUCUGUGUGAAAAGAGAAUAUUUAGACACAUUAGAGCGACAUCAGCGGUUAAAUGAAGCUAUGAAUUUGUAAUCCGUUCCUUUGAGCAUGUCAACUUAUGCCCAAGGCAACGGCACAAGCAGAAAGAUUUCGACUCCGAGUAAGCGAGCUUGGGAAGAAGAGCAACGUACUUUAAGCGAUUCAAAGCGAAAUUCAUCUCAAAACGACUCAAAUACGGUUCCAGAGAAUUCCAAUAGCUCUAUAGCAACGACAAGAAAAGAGAGUAGUGUGAAGAGCAUGGACGGUGCAGCGUCAGGAGGAGAAAUUCGACUUAGAAGUGUUGAGCUUGGAGUCGAAGACGCAAACUUGCAGUCCGUCAAUAUGGCAAAAGGAGAUAAAAAUUCGUCUCAAAUCGAUAAUACAAAUGGAGAACUCACGGUAUCUGUCAAAAAUGGAUCCAAAUCGAGAGAAAAAGAUUUGGAAAGGGCAAAUAACAACGACGAUGACGACGAAUGCACUGAUGAUUCUUUUGUCGGUCACUGGAAAUUGUUUACUCGAGUUUUGAAGUCCAAACGAUUUGACUCCGARAAACUAGAAAGUCUCUAUCAGCGAUACCUCUUUUGCUUAAAUCAAAAGUUUACAAGUUGGUUGGUAACUAUUUUGGUAAUUCUGUGUUUUUGUCUGGUCGGCUUUCAAUUUGGAAUGGAGGGACGCCAUACCACGAAUAUCGAGGGAUUUAUUAUGCUAGCUUUCACUGUAAUUUACUUGAUUCUUGCAGUUAUAGUGAAUCGGAGUGGUUCUUCCGAUAAACAAAUGUCAGACUCAUCGCAAAAGCAACUUCGUUGGGUGUCAUACGCUUUGUUGUUGCUGUCUUGUGGAUUUGUUCUGUCGACGGUACUUUGCCCGAUCGGUGAUAGUGAGCGUAAUAGAGGGUACUCGCCAACGGAUGGAGUAUGGAUAACCAUAUUUUUUAUUUAUAUGACAUACACUAUGCUGCCUGUCCGAAUGAGAAUCGCUGUAUUUGGUGGAUGCGUGCUUCUCACACUGCAUCUCGUAUCAAGCGCCUUCCAGAAUUCAGAGAAUGAAAAUCUCUCCAGAUUGCUUCUUGCCAAUCUAUUUCUGUUUAUAUGUGCAAAUCUUACUGGAGUGUUUACGCACUACCCCACCGAGAUAUCACAGAGACAAGCCUUCCUUGAGACAAGGAGAUGCAUAGAGUCAAGAUUAAUAAGUCAAAAGGAAAACCAAAACCAGGAACGUCUUUUGCUGUCUGUUUUACCUAGAAAUGUAGCAAAGGAAAUGAAAGAUGAUAUUGAAAAUGGAAGAUCYGAGAAAAAGCAAUUCCAUAAAAUCUAUAUCAAAAGACAUGAAAAUGUCAGUAUAUUGUUUGCUGAUAUUGAAGGCUUCACUGUGUUAUCGUCCAUGUUUACUGCCCAGAAUCUUAUCAAGACACUCAAYGAACUCUAUGCCAGAUUUGACCAGUUGGCUGUUGAGAAUCACUGUUUGCGGAUCAAGAUUCUGGGAGAUUGUUACUAUUGUGUGUCAGGUCUUCAAGAACCUCGCCCUGAUCAUGCUCAUUGCUGUAUUGAAAUGGGACUGGCGAUGAUUGAUGCCAUUUCAUAUGUACGUGAUGCAACCAAGGUCAACCUCAACAUGAGAGUAGGCAUUCACCAAGGAAGAGUACAUAGUGGUGUCUUAGGAUUAGUCAAAUGGCAGUAUGAUGUAUGGUCUAAUGACGUCACCAUAGCCAAUCACAUGGAAUCUGGUGGUUUACCAGGGCGUGUUCAUAUAACUAAGGAUGUCCUUAGCUGUUUGAAUGGAGACUACGUCGUAGAAGAGGGAAAUGGCAAAGAUAGAGAUUCAUUCCUAAAACAAUACAACAUUCAAACAUAUCUUGUUGUUGCAAAUGAAUCUGUGAAGGUAUAUAAAAUAACAAGAGAAGAGGAUCAAAAUAAUAAGAUGAUCAACAGACUUGGUAUUAAAGACCAGCAAGACACUGAAGAUGAAGUCAAUAAUUUCUUAGCAACAUCAAUAGAAUCAAGAAGCAUUGAAAGGCUGCGCAAGGAUUUUGUAAAAGCACUGGCCUUAACAUUCAAAGAUAAAGAAAAAGAAGAUUUGUAUUCAAAAGAAAGAGAUCACAUGUUCAAGUUCUACACGUCGUGUGUGUUCCUCAUCUUUGUGUUCAUUUUUGUGGUUCAAGUCAUUAUUUUACCCAGAAGUGUAGUAACCCUUGCAGUUUUUGUGACAGCAUUUGUGGCAAUAUUUGCUUUAUAUACUAUCAUMAUUGCAGAGAAGUUCAUGUCAUUUCCAAGUUGUAUGAGGAAUUUGUCAACCAAGAUUUGCAACUCCAGAGUGAUUUGUCAUGUGAUUGCAUCUGUYCUUAUUAUGACGAUAUAUAUUGCUGCCAUUGGAGGAAUGUUUGGUUGCGAAAAAGCCAUUCAACUUGCUAUUGAGAAUAGUGCCAAUCAGACAUGCAAUGAUUCUCAUAAACUCAAUCCAGAGAAUCUUUCUUGUGAUUACCCACAGUAUUUUACAUUCAGUGUGACUCUUGUGAUGAUAGCUUGUGCUGUCUUUCUGCAACUGGGUACUCUCCAUAAGCUAUGCCUUCUAAGUAUAAUAGCAGGGACAUAUAUCAUUAUUGUACAAGUCUAUAGUAACGUCACUGAACAGUUUACACGCCAUGACGAAAUACAGUAUUGCUCUCUGAACGACUUUAUCAAGUGGGCCCAUCUUUCUAUUUUGAUUGUAUUAAUGUUCAUAUGUGCACUCACUGGACAUGGCUACUUGCGCGAGCAAAUAGCAAGACUAGACUUUCUCUGGAAGCUUCAGGCUACAGAAGAAAAGAAGGACAUGGAACAACUAAGAGAGUACAACAAGAAACUAUUGUACAAUAUCUUGCCCGUCCAUGUUGCACAACAUUUCCUUGGCCAGAAGUCGAAAAAGAAUGAGGAUUUGUACUACCAAUCCUGUGACAAAGUUGCUGUCAUGUUUUCCAAUAUCUGUAACUUUUCUGAGUUUUAUUCUGAACUGGAUGCCAAUGGUGAAGGAGUUGAAUGUCUGAGGUUAUUGAAUGAAAUCCUUGCUGAUUUUGAUGAGCUGCUGUCAGAACCUCAGUUCCAUUGCAUUGAGAAGAUUAAAACAAUAGGUGAAACAUACAUGGCUGCGUCAGGAAUCAAGCCUGAAUCACAGGAAAAGUUAGCAACUCUUAACCACGUUGUUCGUAUGGCUGACUUUGCCAUGGCAAUGAAACAGAAACUGUGUGAUAUCAAUAUACACUCUUUUAAUAACUUUCAAAUGAAAGUUGGUUUGAACUUUGGUCCAGUUGUUGCUGGAGUAAUAGGAGCUCAUAAACCUCAGUAUGACAUCUGGGGUGACACUGUAAAUGUUGCUAGUAGAAUGUACAGUACAGGCAAAUCAGAUUCCAUACAGGUAACAAAAAGCAUAUAUGAUAUCUUGUCAACACGUGGCUACACAUUCAAUUGCCGUGGACUUGUCGCCGUCAAGGGGAAGGGUAAAAUGGUGACUUAUUGGUUGACAGGAAAGGAAGGCAGUGGACCUUAAAUCAUCAAGCGCAUACGCAGGGUAUGGGAUCUAUAAGGGAUGACCAACUCUCUGAUGUUGGUUGUGCAUUGUGCUGUUAGCCACGACAGACACAAAUUGUCUCAUCAUGUAAAGACUAUGUAGAGUUUUACAGUAAUAUAUAAAAACUGCUGAUAAAUGGCCAUGGUAAAAGGCUAUCCAGAUCUCUGCUAUUAGAGAUUAAAGACUUUUUAGAAGGAGAUUGCAUAGUUUUGGGUGAACAUAAACUUGUAAAAUUGUGGUGUACAAAGUUUUCUGUUGUCCAGAAUGCUCAAUUUUGUUCAAAAUGUUCAUAGCACCAGCUGUUAGUCUUUGUUUGUUGUCCAUCAGAUGAAACUGGUUUGACGUGACAUUCAAAAGGCAGAAUUAUUGUGAACACUAGAGUAAUCACUUAAUGACAAUCUGUUGCAAAUGUUCCAGUUCAAUGAAGGUUGUGCUGUUACAGUCAUUUGAAAACACCAGGUGGUAUGUUCAUUCUUUAUCAAGAUGGUUCUGGUUAGUGUUAGUCGACAUGUGUGAUGUGCAUAUGCCACUUGUACUAAGAAAUCACAAGGCUUUUUGUAUGACAGGAACGUUUCUUCUGUUUUUACGCAACUGUCAUCCAAAGAGUCUCUUGAUUUCUUAGUGAAAACAUGAAGCUCAAAUAGAAUUAUUGCGAGGGUUAUUUUUAUAGAACAUAAGUUAUUAGACUGUGAAUUAUAUCACCCUGUACAUAACUAAAUAUUUGCAAUAUUAUAAUAUAUAACAAAAUUACAAGCAAGGUAUCGCAAGGGAAUGUUUUCUGCUUUGGGCUUCUUGUAGUGUAACCAUAGACUAGUACCCAGUCCUKAACUUUUUUUCAAAAUGCUUGAACUGAUUCAUGGGAAGGUGAGAGAAGGCAUAGCAGUUUCUCAUGUCUUGAACACAUUUGCUUCUCUCUUUCAGCAGCAAGCAAACAAUUUACAAAGGAAAGUCUUGUGUAUUUACAUUGUUUGUUCAUUGCUUAAAGAGAGAGGCAAAUAGGUGCAAGUCAAGUCUUGCCAGCCCAUCAUUUUAUUCAUUCCACAGCUUAAAAGUUUAACCCAAAGAAUUUCCUUUUAGUUCAAAAUCUGUUUUAUAAAUAGUUCUUUUUUGGAGAUCAAUGGGCUCUUCUCUAUAGGUUUGAUAUUCGUUUCAGAGCUGACUGCUAGAACUGGAGCUUGCUGUUCAAGUAAAGAUAAUAUAGUUUAUGUAUUAUUAUUUCCAUUGGUUAAAAAACAGCACAAUCUUAAAACAGCAAUAAUAUUUUAAAUAGCCCUUUUUAUUUGAAUUUGAUUGUAUAACCCUUUCAGCCAAUGAGCGAGCUUCCUUUCAAGUGAUUGACAGCUCAGUAAAAUCCAAUUGAAGGUUGAAGAAGACUUUGCAACAAUCUGUUUUCACAGUAAGCCUGCAGUGAAUAUUAGGUGGAUUUGGUAUUUUAAGAUUGUAUAUAAUAAUAGCCUAGUCAAGUAUACUGUAUUCUAUAAAUAUUAUCUGAUAUAUAUAAGUUGUUUUUUAUCUAACAGUAUUAUUGUAACGACUAUCUGUGGUUUAUUAGAAUGGGCUGUACCUAAAUUGGGUACCUUUGUUUAUGUAGUUUUUUUUAGCAGCAAGACAAAUAAAUAUAAGGUAAAAUGAGUGUCAGCUACUAUUGCUUCACUGGAAUAUUUAACUUAUACAAGACUUUUAUUAAUAACUUAUGGGAUUCAAAAAGUAUAUGUUAUUAGUAAUAUAUUAAUAGUAUAUCCCUCGUAAUGAGGACAAGCAUCAUCAUGUACAGGAAAGUUGUUUUUUUAUAGCUACUGUACGCGACUUAUAACUUAACAAGUCCACUUGAAAUUUUAUAAGGCACCUUAGGUUUAUGAUUUUAACAAGAAAAUCAAUGCAUAACAGACUAUGACACAUAAAGGCUUUGAUACAUUGGGCUGGAGUGAAAAUGGCAAAUGCUGCUAUUCACUGAAAAUCCAUACAAAAUCCAUGGAGGAGAUAUGCCUUUACUGAAACAGCAGUUUAGAGACAUUACAUUUCAUAGAGAAGUCUUUAAAAACCUACUUGUGUCAUUGGUUGUUAAUGUCUUGUUUAAAUCUGUUGUGAAUAGUAAGAAUUCAUUAGCCUUCGAGGUUGAUUAGCACCGUAGAAUACAAGGUUUGCCUACAACUGCUUAAAAAACACACAUUAUACAUAGAGCACACAUCUUGAUGACAUUUACCUAAAGAGUUUAAGACAGAAAUUGUGCAGUGUAAACUGUUUGAUCUGGGGGUGGGAUUUAUUAGGAUUUUAUUGUAAGUAUUGAGGACAGGUUUUUGUUGAUAGUGCACAUGUAUGAUACGAGUGAUUUUCCAAGCAACGUGGAGAGUUUUCCCUUGUUGAUAAAACAAGAAAGAGAACAAUGAGUUGUAGUACUGUAUGUUUGUUAUCACUCUAUCAUUGUGAAUUCUACAGAAGCACUCAAACCAAUCAUCCAUUGUCUACAGAAACAAUAGGACAAGUUAACAUUGAGUUACUUUUUUUAAGACAAAUGGAAUAUCUUUUGGGUCACAUUGCAAAAUAGUGUUUACUAAUUACCAUGUGAGGAGUCAAACACUUAGCAUUGAAUCAUUAACAGUCUUUUCCAUUAUUGUAAAUAGCAUAUAUAUUGACCAGCAAAACUGAUUUGUGUGAAAUAAAGCUUAAGCAUAAAUGUU